Sorex fumeus (smoky shrew) is the source of this 2250-nucleotide messenger RNA. RefSeq names its product protein phosphatase 2 regulatory subunit B'delta (gene PPP2R5D). Gene Ontology annotation, cellular component: nucleus; protein phosphatase type 2A complex; cytosol. Gene Ontology annotation, molecular function: protein phosphatase activator activity. NCBI's taxonomy places the organism in Eukaryota, Metazoa, Chordata, Mammalia, Eulipotyphla, Soricidae. The transcript is spliced from 16 exons. The record is from RefSeq and is a predicted model, not a curated record. Gene Ontology annotation, biological process: signal transduction; protein dephosphorylation. The coding region runs from base 133 to 1923 and encodes 596 amino acids.
UCGGAGGCGCAGACGCCGCUCGACCCGGGCGCAGCGCGCAGGCGGCGGCGAAGAGACGCCGAGCGGGCCGAGUGCGGCCGAGCAGGAGCCGGAGCGGGGCCGCGGGCGCCGGGCCGGGCCGGACGGGCCGAGAUGCCCUACAAACUGAAGAAAGAGAAGGAGCCCCCCAAGCUUGCCAAAGGCGCAGCCAAGCCCAGCAGCUCUGGCAAGGAUGGUGGCGGAGAGAACACCGAGGAGGCCCAGCCGCAGCCGCAGCCACAGCCACAGCCGCCAUCGUCCAACAAGCGCCCCAGCAACAGCACGCCGCCCCCCACACAGCUCAGCAAGAUCAAGUACUCGGGGGGCCCCCAGAUCGUGAAGAAGGAGCGCAGGCAAAGCUCCUCCCGCUUCAACCUCAGCAAGAACCGGGAGCUGCAGAAACUUCCGGCCCUGAAAGACUCGCCCACCCAGGAGCGGGAGGAGCUGUUCAUCCAGAAGCUGCGCCAGUGCUGCGUCCUCUUCGACUUCGUGUCGGACCCCCUCAGCGACCUCAAGUUCAAGGAGGUGAAGCGGGCAGGGCUCAACGAGAUGGUGGAGUACAUCACCCACAGCCGCGACGUGGUCACCGACGCCAUCUACCCAGAGGCCGUCACCAUGUUCUCCGUCAACCUCUUCCGGACGCUGCCUCCUUCGUCCAACCCCACCGGGGCCGAGUUUGACCCCGAGGAGGACGAGCCCACUCUGGAGGCUGCCUGGCCCCAUCUCCAGCUCGUGUAUGAGUUUUUCUUACGUUUCCUCGAGUCUCCUGAUUUCCAGCCAAAUAUAGCCAAGAAGUACAUUGACCAGAAGUUCGUCCUUGCUCUCCUCGACCUGUUCGACAGCGAGGACCCUCGAGAGCGGGACUUCCUCAAGACCAUCCUGCAUCGCAUCUACGGCAAGUUCCUGGGGCUCCGGGCUUACAUCCGCAGGCAGAUCAACCACAUCUUCUACAGGUUUAUCUAUGAGACAGAGCACCAUAACGGGAUUGCCGAGCUCCUGGAGAUCCUGGGCAGCAUCAUCAACGGCUUUGCCCUGCCCCUGAAGGAAGAGCAUAAGAUGUUCCUCAUCCGGGUCCUGCUGCCCCUCCACAAGGUCAAGUCCCUGAGUGUCUACCACCCGCAGCUGGCCUACUGCGUGGUCCAGUUCCUGGAGAAGGAGAGCAGCCUGACGGAGCCGGUGAUCGUGGGCCUCCUCAAGUUCUGGCCCAAGACGCACAGCCCCAAGGAGGUGAUGUUCCUGAACGAGCUGGAGGAGAUCCUGGAUGUCAUCGAGCCUUCCGAGUUCAGCAAGGUGAUGGAGCCGCUCUUCCGCCAGCUGGCCAAGUGCGUGUCCAGCCCCCACUUCCAGGUGGCGGAGCGCGCGCUCUACUACUGGAACAACGAGUACAUCAUGAGCCUCAUCAGCGACAACGCCGCCCGGGUCCUCCCCAUCAUGUUCCCCGCGCUCUACAGGAACUCCAAGAGCCACUGGAACAAGACAAUCCACGGACUGAUCUACAACGCCCUGAAGCUGUUUAUGGAGAUGAAUCAGAAGCUGUUUGAUGAUUGCACCCAACAGUACAAGGCCGAGAAGCAGAAGGGCCGGUUCCGAAUGAAGGAAAAAGAAGAGAUGUGGCAAAAGAUCGAGGAGCUGGCCCGAAUGAAUCCCCAGUACCCCAUGUUCCGAACGCCCCCACCUCUGCCUCCCGUGUACUCCAUGGAGACAGAGACCCCCACGGCAGAGGACAUCCAGCUCCUGAAGAGGACAGUGGAGACCGAGGCUGUGCAGAUGCUGAAGGACAUCAAGAAGGAGAAAGUGCUGCUCCGGCGGAAGUCCGAGCUGCCCCAGGACGUGUACACCAUCAAGGCUCUGGAGGCGCACAAGCGGGCGGAAGAGUUCCUGACGGCCAGCCAGGAGGCGCUCUGACCCCCUGGCCCCCCUCGCGGGGCCACAGCCCACCCGAGCCCCCACCCUCCGCUCCCCACUGGCUGACCCGACUCGGGGCAAGGCCGUGCCUCUCUGGCUACUCUGAGGGAGGGGGAGGGGGGCCCGACACUUGAAGCUGGGACACACUCCGGUGGCCCCGCUUCUCCCUCAAGUGUGUUCUUGCCUCCCCGUGGCUAGUCCUGACAGGCUGAGCGCUGCCACGCCCGGUGCUCAGGCGACCUGGGGAUGCCCGGCCCCCCUCCCGCUCCUAACCCCACCGCUGCAGCGAGCACCGCUCCUCCCUCCCUCCCCGGAACUCCAGGGGGC